GAGCAAAAUCAGGUCGGAGGCACAAAUACCCGUACAGUGCUACACACGAUUGGGGAUAGUCGUGUCUGUUUGGGGAAGGCCUGCGUGUGACGGUGUGUGGCGGCUCGUUUUCAACGCCUUUGGUGAAGGAAAAGCUGGACAAUGGAGGGCUACUCGGUGGGGAUGGGAAGAGAGAAGGUUCACGCCGGAGUUCAAGGCAAAAACAGUCCAUCAAUGAAGAAACGGUUCAAACAGAGGUAUUGAUGGCCCGACCUCCUCCUGAACCGCCAUUAGGGAAUGAACGAGGUAAUAAUAAAGGAGUUUUGGUUGUUCGUCGAAGAUCUCAUUCAGAAAGGAUCGAGAAUAAAGUAGCUUGGAAAGUAGUGACAGACUCAUCUAGUUUGCAUGUUAAUAUUGUUAUUAUCCAGUUUAGUUUCAAUUUUGAAUCCUUAGUUGGUUGGAUGUGUUAUACUUAUGAGGUGGGUAGGUAUUCCUUGAGAAGUAAGAUGACUUCAUGUGUCAAAAUAAUCUUCAAAUCUCUCAGAUGGUUAGCGACUCGAUCCGUUCUAGUUAGGGCGAUCAAUUUAAUGUUUAACUAUAGGGUGAGUGGACCUUCGGGUUAUGAUGAGUUUGGUAGCAGGAGACAGUUCAGUUUUGAAAAGUUUAUAAUGUCAUUGAUUUUUUUUAUUUUCAAAAAAAAGUUUGUAUAUUGAAUACUAUAUCAAUACUAAGUUUCCAUUUCUUUUUUUGGGAUGUCCCAGACUCCCAGGGACCAAUGUUUGUGAGGGCACGGGUGAACUACAACCCACAAAUGGGUAUCCCAUUUAGUACCCCAUUUGUCCCCCACCCUAUUGGGGGCAACUCCGGAUAUCCCAUUUACUAUAGGUACCCCAUUUAUCCCCACUGUAUUGGUGGCAACUCACUUACCUACCUGCUGUUUUGUUCUAGAGUUACAGGCGCGAAAGAAAGAAAACCGAAGAAAGACGGGGCUGAGACGAAUAGGCGGAAGACCGAACACCCUGCGACCCUCUGCCGUCCACGCCGCGCGUCCAGCCGGUCUAGGAGCUACGUCGUCGGCAGACGGCCGUCCUUCCUCUCCGCCUCUCUGGGCUCUGCCUCCAGCGGACCAGCUCUGGCGCAGCGCAGUUUGCAAGGUAGCAUGCCUGCGCCAGUGUACUGGAUUUUAGAUGUGACAUUGAAAAUCAUAAACCAGAAAGAAGGAUGACAGAAAUGGAUGGGCAUAUUUUUUAAAACUCUCUCCUAAGGUCCCCUCCAAUAGCUGGGGUGUAACACCGUCAUAUUUAUGUGGAAAGAUAGAAAGGACAGGGUGAAGUAGAAAAGCUGAAGAGUUGCAUUUUGGCCCUUUUCUAUCCAACUACUAUCCAUUUUAGGUUGCAAUUUUACUGUGGUAUGAGAUUUUCUGAACUCCAACUAAUAUAUCAUUUUCGUUCCUUCAAAAUGAAAUAUGCAAUCUUUACUCCAACGACAAUUUUGAAAACCUGCCGAUUUGAACCCAUCACAACCCCCCACACCAUGUGGAUGAUGCUAUACACUCAAUGUUCAAGACCCAUGUCACAGUCUACCGCUAUUUCGAAGAAGCAGCAGCGAGUGCGUGACCAUGGCUUUGACAACUACAUGGAGGUGGAGAAGAAAAUACGCAAAGUCCUGAAAUUCCAAGACCUAAUCCUCACCCAGCCGAAUUCCAUGAUCUCUGUUUCUCAUUUGGACGUGCUGUCACGCAGGAUUGGGUUCAAACAACAUGAAGUAGCAAAAUUCAUUCUCAAAUUCCCCCACAUUUUUGAGAUAUUUGAACACCCAGUUCAGAGGAUUCUCUAUUGCAGGUUCGCUCGAAAGGCUCAGUUGCAGAUGUGUCAAGAAAACGAAGCCCUUUUGGCUCAAAUCCCAGAUGCCAUCACCAGGCUAAGAAAGCUUCUGAUGCUCUCAAACACGGGUCGACUCCGGCUGGAGCAUGUUCGAAUUGCCCGGAGAGAGUUUGGGCUGCCCGACGAUUUCGAGUACUCGGUAAUUCUGAAGCACCCUGAGUACUUCAGAUUGUUUGAUGGCACAUGAGAGAGUAGACACAAGUACAUUGAGAUUGUAGAGAGAGACCCAAAACUGGGGGUGUGCUGUAUUGAGAAAGCAAGGGAGAAAGAGUAUAGAGAGAAGGGCGGGGAGGCUGAGAAUAUAUGGUUCUCGUUCAUUGUGAAUUUCCCUCCUGGUUUCAAGAUUGGGAAGUACUACAGGAUUGCAGUGUGGAAGUGGCAGAGAUUGCCUUAUUGGUCUCCGUAUGAGGAUGUCUCGGGGUAUGAUUGUAGAUCUCUUGAAGCGCAGAAGAGGAUGGAGAAGCGGGCAGUUGCCACCAUUCAUGAGCUCUUGUGGUUGACUGUUGAAAAGAAGAUAACUUUAGGGAGGAUUGCACAUUUCAGGAUGGCCAUGGCAUUGCCAAAGAAGCCCAAAGACUUCCUCCUUCAGCACCAGGGCAUAUUUUACAUCUCCACGCGAGGGAACCAUUGGAAACUGCACACUGUGUUUCUCAGAGAGGCUUAUAAGAGAGGAGAGUUGGUUGAACCCAACGGUCUAUAUUCGGCAAGGAGGAAGCUGGCUGAGCUGGUACUGUUGAGUCCUAGGAAAGCACCCAAAGUAGUGGAUCAUGAAUUGGUCAGUAGUUAUGGUUGGAGAGACGAUGUCGAAGCAGCAGCUUAUGUUCGAAGGGAGGACGUUGAGAAUGACAGUGUCACAACAACGCGUGGUGUUGAUAUGAGAAAUGCUGGUUCCAGUUUAGUCGAUGAAUCUGCCGAUGACAUGGAUCCCUUAGGCUCUGUUAGUGAUGAUGAUGAUGAUGAUGAUGAUGACGACGACGACGAUGAUGAUGUUAGUGAUGAUGACGAUGAUGAUGUUAGUGACGAUGAUGAUGUUAGUGAUGAUGACGAUGAUGAUGUUAGUGAUGAUGACGAUGAUGAUGUUAGUGAUGAUGAUGAUGAUGUUAGUGAUGAUGAUAUGGUGAUGGUGAUGAUGAUGAUGAUACUAGUUGUAACGGGGUUGAAUAGUUAACCAAGAACUGACUUAGAUACCAACAUGAUGAUCAUUUAAUCAAUCAAUAAAUUACUUAAUUAAGGCCUUUUUCCAUAUUUUUAAGAGUUGACUGGGGAUGCGAGUUCAAAAAACAUUUCAGCUGUCAUUUCAACGUACAACAAGAUACUCCGUAUUUGUAUGUGAUUGAGUGAUGAUAAAUGAGUAGGAUUGGGCUGUAAGGCUUCCCGCAACCCGGACGGAGAAUACCCAAAUUUAAUGUUUUCAUUCUCAAAUACUCCUUCCGUCUCAUAAUUAUCUUCAUUCUUUCCUUUUUG
Messenger RNA from Cuscuta epithymum, 3326 nucleotides. NCBI's taxonomy places the organism in Eukaryota, Viridiplantae, Streptophyta, Magnoliopsida, Solanales, Convolvulaceae. The record is from the annotation of a GenBank genome assembly.